AUGACUAGAGUGGUGAUUAUUGACAACUACGAUUCCUUCACUUGGAACUUGUAUGAAUACCUAUGUCAAGAAGGUGCUCAAGUAGAAGUUUUCAGAAAUGAUAAAAUUACUGUUGAAGAAAUUGAAAAAUUAAAUCCAGAUACUAUAGUGAUAUCUCCAGGUCCUGGUCAUCCUAAAACAGAUUCUGGUAUUUCAAGAGAUACAAUCAAACAUUUCGCUGGUAAAAAACCAAUCUUUGGUGUUUGUAUGGGUCAACAAUGUAUCUUUGAAGUUUUCGGUGGUGAAGUUGGUUAUGCAGGUGAAAUUGUUCAUGGUAAAACUUCACCAAUUAAUCAUGAUUCAAAAGGUAUGUUUCAAAAUGUUCCUCAAGGUAUUGCUGUUACCAGAUAUCAUUCUUUAGCUGGUACCAAAGGUACAUUACCAGAUGAUUUAGAAGUUACUGCAAGAACAGAUUCUGGAAUCAUUAUGGGUGUUCGUCAUAAAAAAUAUACUAUUGAAGGUGUUCAAUUCCAUCCUGAAAGUAUUUUAACUGAAGAAGGUCAUCGUAUGAUUCAAAAUAUUUUAAAUAUUAGAGGUGGUGUUUGGACUGAUUCUCCAGAUGUUGCAAUUUUCACAGAUAAAGAAGUUUCACAAGUUAAUAAAAAAAUUAAAAUUUCUAUAUUGGAUGAAAUUUAUAAUAAAAGAAAACAAGAUGUUGAAAUUUUAAGUAAAACUCCAGGUUUUACUAUAGAAGAUUUGAAAAAAAACUUUGCAUUAGGUUUAGCACCACCUUUAGUUAAUUUUUAUGAUAAAUUAAAAGAAAAUCAACCAAAGACAAGUUUAAUUGCAGAAGUUAAAAGAGCUUCUCCUUCAAAAGGUCCAAUUGAUUUACAAGCAAAUUCUGCAGAACAAGGUUUACAUUAUGCAAAAGCUGGUGCUUCAGCUAUUUCAGUUUUAACUGAACCACAUUGGUUUAAAGGUUCAAUUGAAGAUUUAAGAAAUGUUCGUCAAGCUUUUAAUUCUUUAUCAAAUAGACCUGCAAUUCUUAGAAAAGAAUUUAUUUUCAGUGAAUAUCAAAUAUUAGAAGCAAGAUUAAAUGGUGCUGAUACUGUUUUAUUAAUUGUUAAAAUGUUGGAUGAUGAAUUACUGAAAAAAUUAUAUAAAUAUUCAGUGGAAUUAGGUAUGGAACCAUUAGUUGAAGUUAGUUCUGCAGAUGAAUUUAAAAGAUCUUUGGUUUUAAACCCAAAAAUCAUCGGUGUUAACAAUAGAGAUUUACAUAGUUUCCAAGUUGAUUUAAAUACAACUUCAAGUUUAGUUUCAUUAACCCCAAAAGAUACUUUAUUAAUUGCUUUAUCUGGUAUAACGAAUAAAGAUGAUGCUAAAAAAUAUAAAGAUGAAGGUGUUAAUGGAUUUUUAGUUGGUGAAGCUUUAAUGAGAGCUAGUGAUAUCAAAACUUUUGUUCAAGAACUACUGGAUUAA
Molecule: messenger RNA, 1458 nt
Organism: Hansenula ciferrii
Lineage: Eukaryota; Fungi; Ascomycota; Saccharomycetes; Phaffomycetales; Wickerhamomycetaceae
Gene: TRP3
Product: bifunctional anthranilate synthase/indole-3-glycerol-phosphate synthase
Exons: 1
Coding region: 1-1458 (485 amino acids)
Biological process (GO): L-tryptophan biosynthetic process
Cellular component (GO): cytosol
Molecular function (GO): indole-3-glycerol-phosphate synthase activity
Source: RefSeq, a predicted model, not a curated record